AUGUUGAUUUCAAAGAAACACGAUUUCUUAGAGAGUGCUAAAAUGUCAAUUCCUUGUCGUUUACAGCAAGAUCACAAUCCUCCAAGCAAUAGCAGGGAGAUGAGAAAUAAAGCAGAGAAACUCAGACGUGACAAACUCAAUUCAUACAUUGGAGAACUUGCUAAGAUGGUACCAACAGUUGCCAAAAGUCCGAAGAGAAUGGACAAAACUAGCAUUCUGAGGCUGAGUGCUGCACAUCUGCGCGUUUACCAUACUUUGAUGAAUGGUAAGAUUAAAUUACAGAUACAAAUGCCAAAAGAGGUAGACCAAGGUAUGCUGGAACAAAUAGUAUACAAUGAAUUAGGUGGUUUUAUGAUGAUAUUAGAUGCAAAUGCAAAGAUAAUGUUUGUUUCCCCUACUGUUGAAAAUUUACUGGGAUAUCUGCAGACAGAUCUUAUGGGUCAGUCAAUUUACAAUGUGACACUACAAUUAGACCAUGAUAUUUUAAGGAAACAUUUGGUUGUUGGUAAUAGUAUAGAUAAUAACUCUAACAGAGAUUAUUUUAUGAUUUCCUUAAAGCGGGCUGGACCUAGAUCUGAAAUGCCAGUUUAUGAAAGAGUAAGAGUAAUGAGUGUAUUCAAAUCCAUUUCAUACUCUUAUGACGUCGAUGAACAUCCAUCAACAUCAGUAGGAGUACCUUUGACCCAAAUAGGUUCAGACAUUUGGCUGCUUUUCAUGAGGACAAAUAGACCAGAAAAAAUUCCAUUAAGAAUGAUGGAAUCUUCAAAGGAUGAGUAUUAUACUAGACAUUUGGUAGAUGGUCGUAUUGUAUGCUGUGACCAGAGGAUUUCUUUAAUUGCUGGAUAUUUCACUGAUGAAGUUUUUGGAAUAUCAGCUUUUAAGUUUAUGCAUAUAGAUGAUGUCCGUUGGGUCAUAAUUGCCUUAAGACAGAUGUAUGAUCGAGGUGAAACGAAGGGUAGUUCCUGCUACAGAUUGCUGUCUAGGAACAGCAAGUAUAUUUACCUGAAAACUUCUGGUUUUUUGGAAUACGAUUCACAUGGCACUGUUGAAAGUUUCCUCUGUUAUAACAGUUUGGUGGAAGAAGAUGAAGGUGAAAGAUUAAUUGAAGAAAUGAAACGUAGAUAUUCAGCUUAUGUCAAUACUAAUUAUUUGAUUCCGGGGAGUCCUAAUACCCCUAUUGGAGCAGAAACUUUAGAGGAACCUUUGAAUAUAGAGCAAGCUGUCAAGCAUCUAAUUAUGAACUUACCAUCAUCCCCUUGCUCAAUUCCAAGUCCAAAAUUGCUCUAUUUUGACGAGAAAGAAGACUGUGAUGCCAAACUGACUGAAAUUUCAACGGAAAAUAAAAUAAUCCCUAAGACUGUUCUGAAGAGACCGCCCAGCACCAACUUGGAUGCUAAUAUUUCCUUCAAACGUCUGAAGAAUUCAUCUUACCCUGUAAACAAUGUCAACUUAAACUUUAUUGGAACCAGGAUGGGGGAUACAAUCAAAAAGGAACCAUCUGAAGAACUAUGUGGAAAAAUUUAAUAUAUAGUUUCAAGUGGUGUAAAGGUUAUGUCUGAGAAAUUAGGAGAUGUUUUUAGAAGAUCAGGUUUCAAUUAAAUGCAGAUUGGAGGGAAGAUUGGAUAAUCGAAAAUUUCUCUGGACCAAUGAAUUUACACAGAAAUUCUUAGGCUCUAAUUGAUGUUAGGUUGUUUUAACCUAAAAGGAAAAAGCAGACCUUUUAGUCAAUUAAAAAAACAAAAAAACACAAUAAAAUUUAUUAGAAAUAUUUACAUGUAUUCGAAUAAAGUCCUGAAAAGAUGACCAUCUGAAAAAUUAGUCUUUCCAGUUGGGUAAAAAUUCAAACGAAAAGAAUUUAAUUAGGUUGUAUUGGAAAAAUGAACUGAAAAAUAUCGACUGCAAACAUUUUACUGUAUUUAUUGUGAUAGUUGAUUGUACAAUUUUAAAGAAUUUUUAUCACUCACUGAAUUUAGUGAUUCUUGAUACCGCUUAAGGAAUAUUUACGGUUCCAUCUGCACUUUUUCGAAAGCUUUUCUCAAAACUUUUUCAGUUAUUUUCUCAGACUUUCAGCUUAAAAUAUACUCAAGACUGAUGUCAGCCAUACUUAAAAUUUGAUUUUACUCAUCGAUAUCAUGCAUGUUGAUUGUGUAGUGGUUAGAAUUUGUUCUUUGUUCAAGAGAAACAGACAACAGUUGCUAUAUGUGUAAGGAUGAAGUGCAAAUAAUCGGCCGUGGUCUGCGCACCCUGUAGAGUGAAAAUUUUUGCUUAAGAUGCAGAAAUCGUUUGGGACAAUUAUUUUGGUAAAGUUAAGUGCUUGAUUUUGUAUGAGGAAAGACUGAUAGAUUGUACAGAUAAUAUUUUUAUUUUAAGGCGUUUAUUAUUUUGUUCCAAGAGUACUUACUCUUUGAGAGAAAUAGAGAGAAAAUAUUCAGUUUUCUAAGGACAAAUAUAAUUUUCUUUUCGUUUCUUCAAAAUCCAUGAAAAGGCAGCUUCUUCAGAUUACAAAAUAUGAUUCAGAUGGAAAAUGUUUUGGAAAAACGAAUCAAUUGUCACAGAUUAUAUUGCAAUCUAACCAAUUGAAUACGAUUGUAUGUGUGAAAGGAACCAAUAAAAAUUUAAAAAAACGUCUAAAUAUUGGUAGCAAG
Messenger RNA from Harmonia axyridis, 2645 nucleotides. It is a transcript of the gene Tcmet, whose product is annotated as neuronal PAS domain-containing protein 2-like. The record is from RefSeq and is a predicted model, not a curated record. The transcript is spliced from 2 exons. Gene Ontology annotation, biological process: regulation of transcription by RNA polymerase II. Bases 1 to 1524 code for a protein of 507 amino acids. Gene Ontology annotation, molecular function: protein dimerization activity; RNA polymerase II cis-regulatory region sequence-specific DNA binding; DNA-binding transcription factor activity, RNA polymerase II-specific. NCBI's taxonomy places the organism in Eukaryota, Metazoa, Arthropoda, Insecta, Coleoptera, Coccinellidae. Gene Ontology annotation, cellular component: nucleus; aryl hydrocarbon receptor complex; cytoplasm.